Vanessa tameamea is the source of this 4178-nucleotide messenger RNA. Its product is annotated as serine/threonine-protein kinase GA29083. The record is from RefSeq and is a predicted model, not a curated record. The coding region runs from base 197 to 2074 and encodes 625 amino acids. The transcript is spliced from 15 exons. Lineage: Eukaryota; Metazoa; Arthropoda; Insecta; Lepidoptera; Nymphalidae. Gene Ontology annotation, biological process: protein phosphorylation; intracellular signal transduction. Gene Ontology annotation, molecular function: ATP binding; protein kinase activity.
GUAUCUGUAACCUGCGCUGAUUUCCACAGAUUUCCGUGUUUCAUGAAGUACAGAAUUGCUUCAAUUUAUGUAUUUAAUUUAUAACAAAUAUUUUAGUCUCUAUUAAAAUAAUAAAAUGAGACUCGAUUAAAUUAUGACCUCCAUAAAUUAAAAAACUUAAAUAAUAUUCGUCGUAAAGCAUAGCCAAGAACUAAGGAUGGAGAACAAUUUAAGUCGUAGCGGGAGCCGCUCGAGCUCUGUUUGCGAAUUAGAAAAAGAUUUAAGUGAUAUGGAAAUUAUGAAAUCUAGGACGAAUCGACGCAACGUAAUGGUUCGGUCACAACCAGCACGGAAAGCAAAACGAAUCAGGUUUUUUCGAAAUGGUGAUAAAUUUUAUUCAGGAGUCAUCAUUCCAGUCUUGCCAGAGAGAUACAGAUCUUUUGACAGUUUAACUGCAGACUUAACUAGGGUGUUAGUUGAUAAUGUUACAUUGCCUAGUGGUGUUAGAACGAUAUACUCUCUAGAAGGUAGAAAAGUAGGAAAACUAGAUGAUUUAGAAGAUGGUCAGUCAUAUGUGUGUAGUGGCUUUGGAGAACCAUUCAAGAGAUUAGACUAUGAAGCGAGUGCUGUUACACCGCAGUCAUUUAGAUUAAGUGGACCCGAGUCUCUCAGUGAUAGUGCAAGUCCAUCACCAGCCAGAGCUAACAAUCGAUUAUCCCGAUAUUUGCAGACAAAUGGUAGUAACUCUACUGGCAAUGGGACACCAAGAGUUAGCCCUGCUGGGGAUAAUGUAAUCCGGCCCCGUAUAGUUACUAUUAUUAGGAAUGGAGUGAAACCCCGCAAGGUAUGCAGAUUGUUAUUGAAUAAACGCAAUAGUCCAACUCUAGAACAUGCCUUGGCGGCGAUCACUGAGUGUAUUAAAUUAGACACCGGUUGUGUUCGCAAAGUAUUCACCCAAACUGGAACUCCUGUCACCGCUUUGCACCAGUUUUUUGAAGAGGAAGAUGUAUUUUUUGCAUAUGGAAACGAAAGAGUCAAUCAAGAAGACUUCGAACUCGAAUUUGAGGAAAGUAAGGCUGUUUUACAAUGUAGAAAAAGUAAAUGCAAUUCAAUUUCAAGAAAUACAAGGUCGGGCCCCAAGCCGCGCAUGCCGCUGCGGCCGGGCGCGCGCGCGGCUGCGGGUGCGGGCGCGGGCGCGGCGGGCGAAGGCGACGCGGCGCCGCUCACGGGCCUGCUGCCGCAACCGUUGCGUCUUAAGUACAGCGUCGGCAAGAUCAUAGGUGAUGGCAACUUUGCAGUUGUAAGAGUAUGUAAGGACAAAGCAAAUGGAAAGGAGUAUGCUCUUAAAGUUAUUGACAAGGCAAAAUGCAAAGGCAAAGAACAUUAUGUAGAGGCAGAAGUGAGAGUGAUGAGAAAGUUAUGCCACCCUCGCAUAGUUUCACUUAUUGAAGACCAGGACAGCCCCGAAUGGCUGUUUCUUAUCAUGGAAUUAGUUAGUGGUGGCGAUUUAUUCGAUAGUAUCGCAGCUGCUUCUAAAUUUUCUGAGCCCCAAGCGCGUUUGCUAAUAGGUCACCUAACAUCAGCUAUUGCAUACCUACACUCGCUUUCUAUCGUGCAUCGAGACAUCAAACCCGAAAAUUUAUUGGUUGAGGUGGGCUCAGACGGUAGUAUACGUGGACUGAAAUUAGCAGACUUUGGGCUAGCCGUAGAAGUAUGGCGACCGCUUCACGCUGUCUGUGGAACGCCAACGUACGUAGCGCCCGAGAUCCUGCUCGAAUCUGGAUACGGCCUUAAGAUCGACGUUUGGGCGGCGGGUGUAAUUCUCUACAUCCUGCUGUGCGGAUUCCCUCCAUUUUCGUCGCCCGACGGCGACCAAGAGAAGUUGUUCGACGCGAUCCUGUCGGCGCGGCUGGAGUUCCCCGCGCCGCACUGGGAGCGCGUGUCGGCCGGCGCCAUCGACCUCGUGGCCAACAUGCUCCGUCCGCAGCCCGAGCUGCGCUUCGCCGCCGAGGACGUGCUCGAUCACGCCUGGAUGUCGGAUGACUACGAUGAGAUGUGCGACUUUCGUACUUGGUACGAUGAAGACUCUUCAUAGCGUGCGCAGUCGGCGUCGCCGGCCGCUUGCUGUUUGCGUUGUGCUGCUCACGGCUAUGCAUGCCUUCAUAUUAACACCAAUACCAAAGUUAUUCCAUAAUGUAUGUAAUAUAAAAAUUAUCGAAGCAAUACUGCACAUGUGUGUUCAAUUUUCAAAAACGUUUUUUCGAUCAAAUUAUAGUGAUGCAGUAUCGACGUUGUUGUUCUGGUUUUUAUACUGAUGAUGUCCCCACUGAUUGAUAUGUUGAUAAUAAUUAAUCAUCUAAUGAAUUCGCUAUUUAUUUAUCUUUUACGCAAUUUAUGUAUAUUCUUUAAGAGAUGUAGCGGUAAUUAGUAUUUAUGUGGCUGUAAAACCAGUUUCUAUUUUAGUAUUAUGUAGUUUUAGUUUUUAUAUGAUCGGCCGAUAAAUUUAAAUGCAUUUAAAUCGUUGUUUUUUCGUAAUCAAUUAUAAACGAUCUCUAUUAUUGCAUUUGUAGGCCACUAGUAUAUUUUUUAUUGUUUAUUUAUGGCUUCAAAUUACAUUUAUAGUUUUAAGUAGCAUAACAUGCUCUUUUCUAGAGGCCUACUGCAUUAGGAGAGAUAUGUUGUAAUAACAGAAACGGCUAUCAAAAAUUAUACAAACUAUUUGAGUAAGUAAACGAAUAUACCAGUCUUUUGAAAGGGCUUUAAUGACUAGCUUUGGGCUCUUAAAAUGGUGCAUAUCUUCAACUUCCUAGGAAACUUAGGUUUUUUUUAGUAAUCAAACAAUAUUUUUAAAUGUAGAUUUGAUUAAUUUUAACAUUAUUAUUUACAAAUUUUUGCACAUAUAUAUACUUAGUAAUAAUAAUUGACUGUAUAAGACAUUUGGCACAAACAACUGCAUUGACUGUUUCUGUGAGUUUUUUUGUCUUUAGAAAAGAGUUUAAACUUUAAAAUAUAAUUCUUAAAACUCAUAUUAAGAUUGCGGCAUUAAAUGCUCUAUUACAUAAUACGUAAUUACGUUAAACCAACCCAUCCCAUACCCAUACAUUAUUAAAUUAGAAAAGUUUUUGAAUUUAUUACAAAUCUAAUUUAACUUCAGCUUAAAGUAGUAAUGUUAUUAUUACUAGUUACCGCAAUAAAAAUGUGUUAUUUAUGGCGCAAUACACAAAUAUCAUUUUAUUAAAAUAGUUUUCAUUUAUUUACAACAUAAGCAAAUUUGAACAAUUAUUUACAUAUUUAAAAAAACCACAUUUCAAUCAAAAUUAUGAACAUUGUGCAGUGGAACUAAAAUCCUUGUGCCAAAUUGUGAAUAAUUUUAUCAACUUUGAUAAUGAUUUAACUUUAAUGAAUGUUCCUCUCGAAUAUAAUAUUAGAAAUUUUGAUGUGAAACAAACAGUUAUAUUUGUUUAUUUAUGUUAAUUUAAUGAAAAAUCAUAAUGCAUUAGAGGAUUAAUAUAAUCAGACUGAUACACAUUCCUUUACAUUCUUUAAUAGUUGAAUAUAGUUUCCUUUUGUGUUAUAUUAUAAUAGACUGCCUGAAGAAUGUAUGUCCCAUAUAAAUAUGUGCCCAAAUGCUUUUCUUAUGAUUUGAACUGUCAAACCUUAUCUUAUUUUAUCCUGUGUUUUAUUAAAGCGAUUGAAGGAUUAAUUUGCUUAUAAAAUAAAUUAUUUAUUAUAAAAAUAAAAAGAUUUUUAAUGAUAUCCGCUUUUCAUAUCAAUGUCAUGCACACAUACACAAUGUUAAAUACAUUUUAUUAAAAGUGAAAAACUAUCAAAUGUUUAAUACUAUUCAAAUAUUCUAGAUGUAACAUUGUUUUAAAACAUACAUAUGGUUUAUGUGAAAUAUAUCUUCCGUGACAAAAUGUUAAAUAGUUUAUGUACCAACACAAACAUUGUAUUGUAUUGCCAAUCUGUUCAACAGUUAUUUUUAUAUUCAUUUAAUUUUGCAGCAAACAUUACGUGUAACAAUAAUGAUGAAUUGUAAGUGUUUCAACAUUUUAUAGUAGGAAUAAAUUGUAAUUUUGCUUAUCUAGAAUUAGAAAAGCUAGCAACACAUCUUUUAUAAAAAAGAAGCAAAUUUUUGAUAAUAUAUAUGAUUUGUAUGACAUUUAAAAAUUAAAGAAAGCUUGUUACAUUGUUCAAUA